Messenger RNA from Protobothrops mucrosquamatus (brown spotted pit viper), 4457 nucleotides. RefSeq names its product protein phosphatase 1 regulatory subunit 26 (gene PPP1R26). Gene Ontology annotation, molecular function: protein phosphatase inhibitor activity. Gene Ontology annotation, biological process: negative regulation of phosphatase activity. The transcript has 2 exons. Bases 57 to 3632 code for a protein of 1191 amino acids. The record is from RefSeq and is a predicted model, not a curated record. NCBI's taxonomy places the organism in Eukaryota, Metazoa, Chordata, Lepidosauria, Squamata, Viperidae.
GAGAGCGGUGUGCCUGACACACAAUACAUUUUCCAGUCUUUACGCUACCUGAGAGGAUGUUUCUCAUGAAUACUUCUCCUUUGGUGGCCCUUCAGAGAAAAUGGGAGCCCUUUCCUCAGCCAAGGAAUUGCAGGUAUCCGGUCUGUUUCUCAGAAUCUGAAGAAGAUCUGGCUAGAACAGCUGUCAAUGCCAAAGUCCAGAUGAUCAUAAACAAUCUGCAAAGUGAAGAAGUCACCUUGGAUGCCAGCAGCAAAUAUGGCUGCAUCGUGCAGAAGAAACAGAAGGCAGCGAAGGACAGAGGACCCAAAUUUAGGAGGAAUGACCUUCUGCUACAGGAACAUAUUAACUAUACCCUUCGUAACUAUCCAACAGACUCUGAUGGGAUGGACAUGGAAGAGAGUGCAGAGUUUGGACCUCUCACCUUGAAUUCUGACAGUGACGAUUCUGUUGAUCGAGAUAUAGAGGAGGCCAUUCAAGAACACCUACGAAACAAGAGCCAGAAUCUUCCCCCACUACCAAAUAACCCCAAGAAUGUGUCUAGUAAGGAUGAAGAUCAGCCAGUCCAACAGAAAUUUCCUUCGCGUGAUGCCGCUUGUCAUUUAUUUCCUGUUGCUUGCGGUCCAGUCAGUUUGGCCCACCCAUAUGUGGUUCCUGGCCAGGUUGAAGAUAAUGUUGUCCAAUGGGCGUCUUCCCCUUGUAGCAUGAGCAGCGACGACUCUUUCGAACAGAGCAUAAAAGCCGAGAUUGAACAAUUCUUAAAGAAAAAGAAACAGCAAGAAAGAAAGAAGAUCACGAGGAGGAAUAAGCCAUUCCAUCAGAAAGAAGAGCUUCAAGAGAAGUUAGCCCUCAGUCAAAAAAGCAGCGCAAACAGAAGGAAUCAAAGUCCCUUAAAGCAAGGAGGCAAGGCGUGCUUCUCAAAACGGCAUCCAGAACUACAAAGCAUCAGCCCAGCUAAAUGCUUGAAGUCGAAAACCAGCGAAGAGACUGCAGCCUGCAAAACAGAAAGACAAACAGACUUCUCAUCUCCGGCAGUUUGUGAUUCCUUCCUCCUGGAAGAAAGCGAAAAAAAUGGGAAAAGGCAGAGACUUUGCAAUGCCGGCCGAGAGGAAAGAGUUGGAUGUACAGAUGUAUCUGAUUCGAGCAGCGAUGAUGGGAUCGAAGAAGCCAUUCAACGUUAUCAGCUUGAGAAGAUUAAGAAAGCUGCGGAGUCCAGAGCAGGCUGCGUUUCUUUGCAGAAGGAAGGGUUCAGCACCAGCAAGGCAGAGAAUAUCCUUCCAAGCCUGACAAGUGCCUUGCCAGAAAUCACUCCGAAAGCUCAGAGCUGCAGGAGGAAGGACGCCAGCACAAAGGCAGCGGCGAUAAAUAGGCCUGGUACACCUUGGAAUCAUCUGAGGAAAAGCAGAAUUUAUUCUCCUCCAGAAAACACUUUUGCCAAAUGCUCAGUCACACUGCAGGCCUCGUGUCGAGCAGACACCGCGGCCGAAUUAAUGUGUGCAGAAGCCAUACUUGAUAUCUCCAAAACUAUUUUGCCUCUUCCAACAGCGAGUGACAAUAAACUAUUCUCAACCAGUCCUUCCUUUCCUUCGCAGAACAUGCUACCUUCCCAGUAUGAAAGCGACAACAAUAUUGUUGACAGUGACGAUAGCAUUGAGCAGGAGAUAAGAGCUUUCUUGGCUGUCAAAGCAAAGACUGAGCGUUUGAUAGCAAAAUCCACUUUCCAAGUGCCUCUUUCAUUGGGACAAUCCAGUGAGCGGACUCAAAGUUCCAAGAGAACGUUCCCCAAAUGCCUAAAACUGCCACUGAAUCACAAAAAGAAAUUUAAGAGGAAACUUGAAAUAAUGCCCCAGAAUGAAGAUGCACAAUUAAUCUUCUCAGAGAUGGACUAUGUGGAUAAGAAUCUUCCAAAAUCCUCUGUGACCCAACUGAAAAAUGAAAGAACUGGAAAGAUGGUUAUAUAUCCAAAAGAUACUCAACCUCCUAUAAAUUCUAUCGGUCUCCCGUGUCCUUUGUCUCACACAUCUCAUAAUUCUAGAAGUCCGCUAGAAAGCAUAACACAAGGUCCGCAGAAACAUGGGGCAGAUGAUAAAAGCAGCUCUUUUGAUAGCGACGAGGAUUUGGACACAGCUAUCAAAGACCUCUUAAGAUCCAAAAGGAAACUAAAGAAAAAAUCCAAAGACCAAAGAAUUCACUGCAAAAACAAAGUCCAAUUGGGAGAUGCUGAAAUGCACGUUUUUUAUAAGAACGAGAGAGACCGCCCAUCCCAAACUCCCACCGUAUUAAAAAAGUGUAUUGUAAGUGCCAGGAGAGACAUUAGAGAGGGGAAUGUAAAGAAAGGGCCCCUGAGAAAACCGAAAACUACCACAGAGUUGAAACCUGAAUGUAAAAAGGAAUACCAGACCAAACCAGUUUCUGGAGCAGAAAUCCAGGAGCCCCCCAAAACUCACCCCUGUCUGUGGGCUGUGACAUCCUUGGCAGACGAGAGCAGUUCCAUAGACAGUGAUGACAGCAUUGAAGAAGAAAUCCAGAGGUUCUUGGCUGAAAAGGCGAAGGCCUCCGCAAGGAUAGGGGGAUUACCAGAUGCCACUGGAGUUGCUGGGACUUUGGGGGCUGACAAGCCCCAGGCCGCUCUGUUGAAAGCAGGGUGGCAACUCCUCAAGCGAGGAAGCCCUGCCUCAGAGAAAGAGUGUCAAAAGGUGGGCAAGGUGGACCUACCAGUCGCUGAGCUGAGCAGCCGCCGGAGAUACACAGGAGAGAGUGAAGGAAAGGCAUCUCCCCCCAGUGAACAAGCCAGAUCAUUAAUGGAAGACGGGGGCAGCCAGGCUUCCGUGGAAAACCCACCAACUGCGGACCCAAAGGGGAUUGAGCUACCCGAAAGAAGAGCUGCAGCCCAAAGAAAGGACAUUUGGGAGGACAGGAUUGAUCAGAGGACCCUGUCCUCCGCGAAGGGCAAAGCAGAGUGUGGUAAAUGGCAAAAUUAUUUUAAGACCACGCCCUCUUUUAAAAGGAAGCGCUCGCCUGGAUUCGAAACGUCGAGCAAAUGUCUAGCAGAUCUCAGAGGUGGUGGGAAUAAGAGGAAAUCUGAGCUUUUAGGCAAAAGACAGGACAUCAACUUUUCUUUGCUCAAGGAGCACGGAAGGACCUUGGCAGCAAAUUUGUUUGGAGGGAGGUCUCUGCCCAAAGAGAUUGUGGGUUCCAAAAGUGAGGCAGGGGUAAGAGAAGCAGACCAGGAUCCCAGGUCCCAGGCAGGAAGUUUGCAUCCUUGCAGUCAGGAAAGGGACGGAAGCGCCCAGGAGAUGACCAUAACCACUGAAGUGGUGAACUUGGUCAAACAUAAUCGUGUGGAAAGCCACGAAGGAGAUGCCAGCCAAAGGCUCCCUUUGCAAGGGUCUGGUGUAGAGGAGACCACAAUUAGCCCAGGGGCAGCCUGUGUUGAAGACACUGUUAGGAAAGGGGGAGUCCUGGAGUACAGCCCCAGUUGUUCAAAGUGUGAGGUUCCCGAAGGCCCUUGCGAUUUAUCCGUGAAAGGAAAGGGGAUCAGCCAAGGUAGGACAGCAGAGGAGCAAGCCCAGAAGCUUCUAGAAGGAGGUUCUGCAGAGGUGGGCCAAUGGGGCCACACAUCUCCUGUCUCCUGAAAACCAAGGACUCCAGCUCUUUAACGCCUUUAUUUUACAGGGUUGGCAUUUUGAAAGGCAACUCAAUCAAAAACUCCAUUCUAACGUAAUACUUCUCACACAAAAUGUAAUAUCUGUGUUGGAAGAGAUAAUAGACAAAGAGUGGUUGAUCCAAGUUCCUGUUGCCUACCCCUGCAUUAAGAGCUCAGGUGGUCCAUUUGUAGAGUGGUUAUGAGAAAUAGAGGCCUCUGGUCACGGAGGUUCAUCUCUGUUAGAGAACUGGGUUAAUGAUGGCAAAGCGACCAAAGUGAUCGUAUUUUAGAGGACCUGAAGCAGAAAGGAGAGGCAGUGAAUUUAAAGGUUCUAUCCAUAAUGCCCACACUUAGAGAAAUACACCUCCAAUUAUACCUAUCCAGCUUUUAUUUUCUUCUUUUGAUAAGAAUGAUUUUUUUUUUUUUUGGUAUGAAAAGGGCAACGCUGGAAGGAAAUCUUUCUAUGACAAUUUAUACAGCAUGCUUAACUGUGGUGACCAUGGGUUUUCAUAGCAGAUGAUUACAGUUCACUGUGUUUUUCAGGUCAUUUUCUAGUAAGCUUUUGAGGUCUGUGGGACUCCAGCCUUCCUGGCCCCAGCUUGCAAAAUUUGGAGAGCCAGGAUUAUUAUGGGAGUUGGUUCAACGAAAGGCCGUCGUCAGGUUGGAUAGAAAAGGAUACUAGAAUUGACAUCUCCUCUUACCCCCUUAAAGCAGUUAUCAGCAGUGGAGAAAAUCUUAUAAAAGAGGCAGAACAGCUAAAACAAAUGGGCCACUUAUAAAAACACAUUUUUUUUAAAAAAAAUGUAUAUGACUG